GACGUUCGAGGCGUCGGUGGCGCGGCUGGAGGCCUGGGAGCAGCGGCUCCAGGCGAAGGAGUCACAGCUGGAUGCGCGAGAGGCGGCGCUGGCUGCGAGGGAGGCCCUGGCAGAGGCGAUGGUGGCGACGAGCCGGCGGAGCGCGGAGCUCCAGGUCGCGGCGCUGCGCGCGGCCGAGGCCCGCCGGGCCGAGGAGAGGCUCGACGGGGGGGCCGGGCGGCCCGAGACGGAGGCGGAGCUGAGGGAGCUCCACGAUCGCGCCGUGGCCGAGUUCGCCCGGGGCUCGGCGCCGCCGCGGGGUCCUCCCGAGCCCGAGGCGGACUGA
Messenger RNA from Prorocentrum cordatum, 325 nucleotides. The record is from the annotation of a GenBank genome assembly. Lineage: Eukaryota; Dinophyceae; Prorocentrales; Prorocentraceae.